This is a messenger RNA of Aedes albopictus (Asian tiger mosquito), 2926 nucleotides long. RefSeq names its product neuropeptide CCHamide-2 receptor-like. The transcript is spliced from 6 exons. Gene Ontology annotation, cellular component: plasma membrane. Lineage: Eukaryota; Metazoa; Arthropoda; Insecta; Diptera; Culicidae. The record is from RefSeq and is a predicted model, not a curated record. Bases 874 to 2151 code for a protein of 425 amino acids. Gene Ontology annotation, molecular function: neuropeptide receptor activity. Gene Ontology annotation, biological process: G protein-coupled receptor signaling pathway.
AUUCAGUCGGUUGCUGACGCUGGUGGAAAACGGUUUAGCUUUUCGCAUUUUCCCGCGAGUUGAUACCACAGUUAGUAGUAUAAGAAGUAUCUUGGCGCGUUGAUCCGCCUUGAGUAGAAUUACGGAUUCCUAGGUGCGAUUAGUGGUCGUUCAAUCGGUGGUCGGUUGUGGCGCGUUCUGAUGAGCUGUUGCCGGGUGCGUUUUGGUGGUGGUUUGUCUGGUGAAGGCGAGAGAUAAUGUUUCACCGUUGGAGUUAAGUGCAAUCGUUGGUUCCACCACGCCAUCGAGGCCAGGCGAAGAAUAUUGCUCCCCCCCAAAAGAUUGUGUUUAUCUUGCAAUAAGGAAGAGAUCACGCGGAGUGCGCGGGUUAUAUUCGGGAAAGUUUGUGGUGUUGAGCUGCCAGACCGGGAUGUCGAACAGCGGAAGGCAAUGUUUCGGGCGGGCCAGUAGUGUGGUGAAUUAGAUUUGGCGCGGAAAUUGUUGAGGAUUGGUGCGUUUCUGGUGCGUUGACUGGAGGUUAACUCGCAACAGGAUCCGACCGCGACCGCCCGGUCCAGAGCAGUAAAUUAUUCGUUUAUUUGCGUCGAGAACAAGCUUGCCGUCUUGUUGGAAAAAGGGAUUGUGGCAAAAGUUUAUAAUUUAAUCUCCAAGCUGGAAAUUGGAUUCCGACAGUGAGGAAGAGCGGGAGGCAAUGCGAUUGAGUUGAGUGUUGUGGAAUUGUGAUAGGUAAAACUCGAAAUGGUUUUCCCACCUCAAUUUGUGCAAAUUUGAGUUUUAUACGGAUCGCCAGUGAGUUCGGAUUAGGAAGUUUGCUGGAAUAAGUGAUUGUAAAGCAGCCCCUCGCGGUGAAACCCGGACAGGAAAGUUCCAGCGAUGGAACUGUGGGGACUGUGGACGAACGAAACGGAACCCGUGACGGUGGACUUCCAGCACAUUCUGGGCUUUCCGGUGGUGCCCUCGACGGUGGAGGAUAUUUUCGGCUCCAAUCGGAUACAGAAGUCGGUCCGGAUGCUGGAAUCGACCGAGGCGACGGCAUUCGGUGAUGUCUCGGUGGACCAUGUGGACGAGUAUGAACCGUAUGCGGACCGAUUGGAAACGUACAUUGUGCCGGUGGUGUUUGCCAUCAUAUUCAUCGUGGGAAUACUGGGCAACGGGACGUUGGUGAUUAUCUUCCUGCGGCAUCGAGCCAUGCGAAACAUUCCGAAUACCUACAUCUUCUCGCUAGCCCUGGCAGACCUGCUGGUAAUCUUCGUGUGCGUUCCACUGGCAUCGAUAAUCUACACCCUGGAAUCGUGGCCCUGGGGUGUCACUCUGUGUCGCGUGACCGAAUUCUUCCGCGAAAUCAGCAUCGGCGUGUCGGUGUUCACCCUGACGGCGCUGGCAGCCGAUCGAUACUGUGCCAUUGUUAACCCACUGCGGAAGCUGCAGACUCGUCCGGUCACGGUUAUUGUGGCGGUGCUCAUCUGGUUGUUGGCGAUUGCUUUUGCCAUUCCCUCGGCGGCCAUCUCGGACGUGGUGGUGGUGAAAAUCGAGUCCAACAAAACCAUCGAAUAUUGCUCACCGUUCGGGCAGCCCAGUGAUAAUGCCGCUGCUUACACCAAAUACAAAACCAUCGUCAAUUCGGUCAUUUACUACUUCCUUCCGCUGGCCAUCAUCGGCAUCCUGUACAUCCUGAUGGCGUACCGACUGCACGCCAGCGCCCGGGACAUGCCGGGGGAGAACGCUGGGCCCCAGAGCCGUUCGCAGGCGCGCGCCCGGAGGCACGUGGCCCGAAUGGUGAUUACCUUCGUGGUGGUUUUCAUCAUCUGCUUCCUGCCGCACCACGUGUUCCAGCUGUGGUUCCACCUGAAUCCGAACUCGCUGUACGAGUAUGACGACUUCUGGCACAUCCUGCGGAUAACCGGCUUCUGUUUGAGUUUUCUCAACUCGUGCAUCAACCCGGUGGCCCUGUACUGCGUUUCCGGCGUUUUUCGGCAGCACUUCCACCGGUACCUGUGCUGCCGGCAGAUGUCCGUCCAGCGGCGCAUCGGCAUGUCCUCGGUUGGCAAUGCUUGCGAAACGAGUUUUGUGUCGACGAUCCGCCGGUCCCAGCACAACCACAGCAUCCGGAAGUCGCUCUCGGUUCACUCGGUCCAGAGCACCAAGAGGUGAGACAGCGUACGGCUGAUGGUGUACUUUCAGGACGGCCGCUCCGCUGCCGCUGCCGGUGGUGGUAAACGAGGUGCCACCAUGCGGAAGUAAUCGGUGAAGUCAGGUGGGAAAAGCUUCGGUAAAUGGAUGGGGGGAAGUGCUAGCGAACGUUGGGGCGAAUUGUGAUUUCACGUGCACAGGAGGCAAAAAAUAGCUCAAAUUUAGGGACCGGAUCGUUCAAUUCGCGUUAGGGAAAUGUAAUUAGAAUCAUCUCAAUGGGUAACGAAAAUUGUAUCGUAAGAUCGAAGACGAGAUAAGAAUCUGUUUAGCAUAAUACAUAAUCGUGAAACGGCUUUUGAAGUUAUUUAUUUUCAGAUGGUUUAACAAUGUUCUGUAAAUAAGGAAUAAUAAGUUCUAAGGUGCUUCAUUUACCAUUAUCUUUCGAUAUCAAUUAGUACCUACUGGUAGGAAUAUCGUUUCUGACAUUCCCAAAAUUAAAGGCGAACCAUUAGACUCUCGUAUGUCAUUUGAUCCCGAUGAUCACUAGUAUUCAAUUCAAACAAACGUCAUGCAAGGAGCACAAUACCAGGGGUUUCUUUAUGAAUUCUUUCAAUGACACCUUCAGAAAUUCCUCCAGGUAUUUCUUCACUUUUCCAUUGAUUCUUCCAGGAAUUUCUCCUACGUACAUUCUUCCAUGGGAAUCUUGAAGGGUUCCGAUAGUGAGUGUCCAGGGUUUGUUCCAAGAAAUGCUUCAGGACUUCCUCCCACGAUUCCUUCAGAAAUUUUUACAGAUACU